Molecule: messenger RNA, 6794 nt
Organism: Talpa occidentalis (Iberian mole)
Lineage: Eukaryota; Metazoa; Chordata; Mammalia; Eulipotyphla; Talpidae
Gene: CHIC1
Product: cysteine rich hydrophobic domain 1
Exons: 6
Coding region: 158-820 (220 amino acids)
Source: RefSeq, a predicted model, not a curated record
ACCCCUCCCCCGUCCGCCCCAACACGCAGGCGCGUCUCCUCUAAUCCUGUCCCUACCCGACUCCUCUUUCUCUUUAUCGCGUGUCCCCUCAGCUUCCAGCACCUCAGCAAGUUCGAACUCUACUCCUUGCGGGUGGCGGCGAACGAGAGGUCACGUGAUGAGCAUACUGCUGCCCAACAUGGCGGAGUUCGACACCAUCUCGGAACUGGAGGAGGAGGAGGAAGAAGCGGCAACGUCGUCGUCGUCGCCGUCGUCGUCGUCGUCGUCGGUGUCUGGGCCUGACGAUGACGAGGAAGAUGAGGAGGAAGAGGAGGAAGAGGAGGAAGAGGAGGAAGAGGAGGAAGAGGAGACGCCGCCCCCGCCUCGGGUAGUGAGCGAGGAGCAUCUGCGGAGAUACGCCCCGGACCCCGUAUUAGUGCGGGGGGCCGGCCACAUCACUGUGUUUGGCUUGAGCAACAAGUUUGAUACUGAAUUUCCCUCAGUUCUAACAGGGAAGGUGGCCCCAGAAGAAUUUAAGACCAGCAUUGGCCGUGUGAAUGCAUGUUUGAAAAAAGCUGUCCCAGUCAAUGUGAAAUGGCUGCUGUGUGGUUGUCUUUGCUGCUGUUGCACGCUGGGUUGCAGCCUGUGGCCUGUUAUUUGUCUCAACAAAAGAACCAGAAGAUCAAUUCAGAAGUUGUUAGAAUGGGAAAACAACAGAUUAUAUCACAAGCUUGCUUUGCACUGGAAGUUGACUAAAAGGAAAUGCGAAACUAGCAAUAUGAUGGAAUAUGUAAUAUUAAUAGAAUUCUUACCAAAAUAUCCCAUUUUCCGACCUGACUGAGGAAUUUUAUUCAGUCACUUCUGUUACCUGUCAUUUCCUACCCUUAGUGCCUUGUAGAUGAUUUUGGAAUGAAGAUGGCCUCCUUUGCUGUGUUCAACUUAUUCUUUAUAAUGGUAGAAUGUUCUCCUCACUCUUUUAUUUGUGUUUAGGAAGAAAAUUUGUACAUCUUUUUUUUGUUGUUGUUAAAUGAGGCUUGUGUUUUGCACUCUCAAUUUUUAAAUACACACACUUACAUGUAUGUAUGUAUGUGUGUAUAUACAUAUGUGUGUAUGUCUGUGUAUACACAUAUAUGUAUAUAUAUUUAUAUAGUUGCCACUAAAGAUUAAACAUCAGUGCUGGUGUUUAAAAAACAAAAACUUGUUCUGAGCAUGCUGCCUUAUAAUUUUCAUACUCACCGUUUCUAAAUAUGCAUCAUUUUUCUAGGCGACUUCAUGCUCUGUAAUCCCUACUGGACACGUAAAUAAGCUUUUGGUAGGUUUUAGAAAUGGUUUUACUCUUACCUGCUUUUAAAGGACAUGCAAUUAAUAGCACUGUUUUUGUCCUGCACUUUGCUAUGACUUAUGUUAGUAGAUAAAGUAUUUAAACUCCUAAAGACUUGUAAAUAUUAUCUGUUUGCAUAAUGUAAAAUGUGAUAUGCCAUGGUUUACAGAAUGUAAUAUUACUCAUACUGUAUUGCCAAAAUUCUGCAUAGAUUUUAAUAUGAAUGAAGUUUGCAAGCAUCCUUUUGAAUGUAUAGACUGUUAACAUGCUGUUUAUGGCAAAACCAUAAGAAACAUGUUAAAAUUUUCAGGUGUGAGGGUAGGUUGCCCUUUGUAACAAGUGGAUUAGAGUUGACGUCAUUGUCUGAAAUACUCUGCAUUGCACCUGAAAUCAAGAACCUUAUUUUUUUCCAUUUAAUUCAAGAAUUCCAUUUUGUCCUCCACUCUCACCCUGAAAAGAAUUCAUCAGCUAUCUGACACAUUUCACAGUCUCACUAUCCUCAUUUAUUUCCCUCUAUAUAUCCUUUCCCCCUUUGGAAAUACGCAAUUAUGACCUUUAAGGGGUAUUUCAAGAUUUUAGCUGUCUCUGGAGGUGUCUUAAACCCCCCCAUGAAAGCCACAGCUAACACCUUUCUGGAUGUUCUGAUACUCUACUUUGGAAAAGAGAGAGAAGUAAUUGAGAAACUGAACCUAAAGAAUAUAUUUAGUGGCUGAUUUACAAUUGUUAAAAUAUUCACAAUCCUCUUUUGAGGAUUUUUUAAAAUAUUUGGAUAUUAUUAAUAAAGAAAGACAGAUAUUUAGACAAAAUUAUUUUACUUUAUAAAUUCACCACACAUGGAGCCUUUUCAUUGAUAUGUGCAUAUUUCUCUUCACAAUUAAAAUGAGUGAGAACACCGCAGACUAAUUCUUCUAGAUUUUGAAAUUUUAACACAAUGAAAGCUUUCUAUGAUGUUAAUUCGAUUGUAAAUGUAUACCUAUAUGCAGGCAUUAUUUGUAGUUCAUAGUACUAAAAAUAAAAGUGUCUGGGACUGAAUGAUAUUUAUUACCUUAUUCUUAUUGUUUUUAGCAAAGUUUUUUAAGCAAAUAUUCAUGCCAGUGAAGAGAACAAUAAUUUCUUCAUACAAGUUCAAGCCUUUUAAAGACUUUUAAAAUUUACAACUAAUUCGAAAUUCACAGUCCUGGAUCAGACAAAGAAGAGGGAAAAAAGAGAGUUUAUUUGAUAAGUGACUGUAAUUGUUUGCACAAACACUUUUCCACCUCUCUCUGUAGAACCCUAUUACCCACAUGACACCCAGCCACCCAGAAUCUCUAAUUUUAAAUAUAUUGUGUGUGCCUGCAAAUAUCAUUUGUCUGCUGCAAAACUGAAGGUGUAUUUUUCUAGACACGAUAGAAAUCUCUGAAAAUGCGUAUCAGAUGUCUUGUUAUAUAGCUACUAGGGUCAGGGCAAAUUGUAUUUGUGGUUCCUGUUCCCGCUAAUAUCACCAGGUCUUUAUGCUUCAAACUGUGACUGUUUAGUACCAAAAUUGAUUUCCAGCAUAAUACAAAAUGUAUCAUUGUCACUGAUAAAAUAAUUAUUUCUAUAUGUCAACUAUAAAAUCUUUUUUUCUGUAAACAUACAGUUUGGCCAUAGGAUGGCCAUAGUAGCUUUUAUGCUGUGUAUAAAUCACACUUGGUUUUGCUCAAGAACAGCAAAAAGUAGUCAGUUGUUUCCAUGAAACAAAUACUGAGACACAGGAAUAGAGUGUAUAUGUUGGUUAUAAAGUAUAAUUCAAGUUAUGGUAGUAUUUGUAAUAAAAAACCAUUUGCCAGCUUGUGUAAACUUCAUUUUAAAACCUACUCUGAUUACUCUUAAAUUGAUCAUUUUAAUGUUCAUUGUGCUGGUUGACUCAUCUUAUUUUCUUGAACUACUCCGAAAAUACCCAAAUUUCUUAUUUUCUUUCUUGUAUGACUGCUUUUUCAAACUGUUUUCAUUUGGACAGAGCUGUCGCAGUUGGGUAUUUUGGAGUACUUUGGGGGGUUUGUUUUCUUUUCAAGGGAAUUGGCAGUAGUGAAUGCUAAAAUGGCAGAGCACACUCUGGUCAUUAAUCUCUCCCACCUAUCCUCAGGAUAGAACACACUUGGAUAUUUUUAUCAAGUUAGUAAAAUAAUUUUGUGACAGUUGUUUUUAGGCUGAAGAAAGUCAUUUUUCAUUUCUUUCUUAUGUAGUAUUCCUUUAUGAAACCUGCUAUGGCAGUUUGCAGAGAAAAUAAUGUGUAUUAAGCCAAAGUAUAUAAAUCUAACAAAGCUUUGAGGUCACAAGUUAAAGCUGCUCUUUCUCUAACUUUUUUUAUACAUCUCCACCCCCAUUCCCCCUUUAAGUCCCUAAAUUGUAUAUAAAAUGAAAUAAUCUUUAAUCUUUUCCAGCUACUUUUUGUUCCCUUCUUCCCCUCUGUUAAUUUUAGGGAAAAAAAUCAUUGUAGUCGAACAUUAGUAGUAGAUGGAGAAGUGCCUUGUCUAUUCUGAACAAAGAUAACAUUUUAUGUUGAAGGAAGCAGAAUAGGUGAAUUAGUAGCUCAUUAGAUUUAAAACCUCCUUUUCUAAAGUGUAAAAAUAUUUCAAUAGCAUAUUUCAUUUCUUCUAUUAUUUCUAUUGUUUCCUUAUUUUCCUCCAAUUAUGUGAUAAUAUUAAUGACAAAAUAUUACAGAAAAUAUCAGUCACUUUAAAAAAACAGUAUAAUUCUAAUGCUUGUAAACAUGAGCUUUAGCAUGGUUCUGAAAGAACAAUUUGCUUUUGGUUGAAGCCCCACCAAAACCCACUUAAGUGCUUAAUGUACUUGCUACUCAUAUUAUGACCUAUAAACACUAAUGUCUGAGCAGUUAAUUAAACUGUGUUAAUAUUUCAUUUUUAAUGAAAUGUAUUCUUGUUUUUUCAUAAUUUGAGUUAAGUUCCAUAACAUAUAUAAGCCCUUAAACAAAUGUGUAAGAGCUUUAAAAAAUCAUUAGCAUUUUAUUUUGUUUACAAAUAAACUUCCACUUAACAAAAAAAUCAAACCUCACUGCUUGAACAUAAAGCCCCAAAAAAUAUUUCGUCAAAAUUGACUGUAUUGAUAUAGAAGGAUAUGGAAUUACUACACCAGGUUAAUUGGAGCAGUUUCACAUUGUGGAAGUACUUUUUGCUAAAUUGAUAAUAAGAUCAAUUCAUUGAAAUUUAAGUCCUUUUAUGCCUGCCUAUAAAACUUUUUUAAAAAUCUGUUUUGCAACAAUUUUCAAACAUUUCAGGUUCCUUUCAAUGGUGAGCUAUUGGAAACUUUUCCAUAGAAAAGGAAUAGGUUUUAUUAAUAAUACCUGUUCAUAUGAUACAUGGACUAAAAGCAAGGAGAUGUAUAUAUACAUAUACACUACAUAAUAUAUGUAUAUUCUUGUCCCAAAUUUCACAUUCCUGAUUCUGAGCCAGCCUUUUCAUUUAGAUGAUGGCAACCUGAGGAUAUGCUCCAUUUUCUGUGGAUUUUUUCAGAUUCAUACUAUGUGAGGAAAUGAUCUAAUACUGUGGGCUCCAGGCAAAUCAUUUAAAUUACAUUUUAAAUUACAUGUCAGUCUUCAUCUGCAAAAUCUGGGGUGAACCUAAAGCUGGACAGGAAAUCAGAGAUCACUAAACAUUCUGUGAUCCUAGGAAUACUUAGGAAAUAUUUCCUCUACACAGUAUCAGAAUCAUUUUUCUCAAAUCUGCUACCCUUGGUGGACACUCUCACAGUGCCUUGCACUCAGUUAAAGUUUGAUUCGCCAACUGUCUCCUAUCUGGUGUGUGUUUAUAUCACACAGACUCAAAAGAAACCUGAUGCCUGCUAGACCUCAGUCCUUCCAUGGUGAUAAAAACGAAUGUAGUUUCCCUAUGAACUGAGGACUGAUGUCUGUAGGCUUUGCCUAAGUGGAAUGUAAUUGGUAUCCAGGCAAGAAUUAUUGCUGUGACAACAAUGGAGAUAUGGGAGGAUCCACUUUGACAUUGAUGUGAAAAUAAGUUCAUAUCCUAUCCAACAUCUGCUUCAGUGUCUUAUUAAGGUCCAUACCCUCAAAAGGAUCUGUUGGAACCAGUUAAUCAUAUUAGAUGGAAAGGAAAGAGGUAUGGAAUUCAAGAACCCAAGUCACUUCUGGUUUAAUUCUUAGCCUCUGCUGCUUAAUUCCUCUGUACCUCAUGUCCUCAUUGUGGAAGUGGGGACAAUAAUCUGGACCUACCUCACAGGUGAAUUGAGGUUUUUUUUCAUAUAUUAAUGUGCUUUUGAAGUUGACUGAAAGAUAUACUGGAUAUCAUAAUUUUUUUAAUUCCUAAAUAGAUUUCUUUUAAUCUAUGUUAUAUUUUUUUUCUCAGUUAGACCCUACAGAAUGAAUGUUGUAGUUAAUCUAUGUUUUCAAUAGCAAAAUUUGUUACCAAUCCCCUAUGUGUUAAACAUAGUAAUUGUGUUAUUAUGUUAAUACUUGAUUUAGGGAGGAAAAGCAGGUGGAUGUAAACCAGUGGUUCCCAACUUGGGGAAGAUAAAGACAGCAGUGGGGGCAUCAUUGAAACUUUUCAACAUUUCAAAAAGUAUACUAGAAAUCAUACAUUUAACCCACAACCCUGCUGUGCAAACCAACUAAGACAUUGCAUUUCCAUGCAUCUUGCCUGUAUUUUUUCAAUUCUGUCUGUUAACACUGGUUAUCACACACUGAUCAGAAACUGUAAAUGGUGGUUAUGUUUUUGAUUAAUAAAAAAAUAAGAAAGCCUAUUAUUACAUGCAAUUUAGUAAAUAAAAUACUUGAAAACAUGGGGAAGGAAUAAUAAAGGGAUCUUUAUGGUAAAAGUGUUGGGAGCCAUUUUUACGAAAGAACUAGGAUUAUUUGAUCCCGUCCACAUGUUGCUUACUUAGUCCCUAAAUAAUGAAAUGCUGGAUUGUGUGUGUGUGUGUGUGUGUGUGUGUGUCCGUGUGUGUCCGUGUGUUUGGCUAGAUUGAGCUAUGUAACUUCUGAUUAGAAUUUGCCUUCAGUUUUUUUCUGUUUCCGGAUGACCUAACUAAUUUAUUGGGGUGUGUAUGAGUAAUACACACACAGAAUUGCAAAUGUGGAAAGUUAUAUCAUGUUCUAACACUGGAGUAAAAUUUUCCACGUCUCAGAAUAGUUCUGUGUAUAAACUCAGUAUGAAGGCAAUAAUUUCUCAAAUGUUCCUUUUAUUCCUGCUUUUUGUUGUUUGCUUGCUUGCUUGCUUUUAUCUUGGCUUAAUUUUCCAUUUUUCUAGUAAACAAUCAGUGUAAAAUUGUUUUAAUGCCUGGACUUUGAAACAAGUUACAUAUAUUUGAAAUUAUAUAAUCUACAAGCUAGUUUGACAUCCUUGAACUGACCAUGCAAAUAUGAGUCUCGGCUGCAAAAACAGGAAAUACGGGUAGCUAGAAAGCAGAUGGUGAUCAAACUAUCUGGUUGAAAAGCCUAUGAUUUCUACUUUUUGGCAGAGGAUUCCUGUUGGGACAGCUUUACCAGAAAAGAAUAAAAGUG